Molecule: messenger RNA, 1843 nt
Organism: Echinops telfairi (small Madagascar hedgehog)
Lineage: Eukaryota; Metazoa; Chordata; Mammalia; Afrosoricida; Tenrecidae
Gene: NCAPH2
Product: non-SMC condensin II complex subunit H2
Exons: 19
Coding region: 76-1734 (552 amino acids)
Biological process (GO): mitotic sister chromatid separation; meiotic chromosome condensation
Cellular component (GO): nucleus; condensin complex
Molecular function (GO): chromatin binding
Source: RefSeq, a predicted model, not a curated record
CCACCCCCACGCUGGUCCCUGCCACUUCUCCAGCUGGACCAGAUCUGCAUUUCCUUCGACGAGGGCAAGACCACCAUGAACUUCAUCGAGGCCGCGCUGCUGAUCCAGGGUUCUGCCUGCGUCUACAGUAAGAAGGUGGAGUACCUCUACUCGCUGGUCUACCAGGCCCUCGACUUUAUCUCAGGCAAGAAGGCCAAGCAGCUAUCCGCAGGGCACGAGGAAGGGGCAGCCAAGGACACAGACUCAGAGGGCCCUGGGGCGCGGGCGGAUGAGUUCCUGUCCCUGGACGAGCUGCCAGACGAGCGAAGCUGCGUGGACCUGAGGAAUGACCAAGCCUCCAGUGAAAUGAUCAUCGUGCCUCUCAUGCCCAUGGCCCUGGUGGCUCCCGACGAGCUGGAGAAGAGCAGGCACCCCCUGUACAGCUGUCAGGGGGAGGUCCUGGCCAGCCGGAAGGAUUUUCGGAUGAACACAUGCACCCCUCACCCUGGAGGAGCCUUCAUGCUGGAGCCCCUGGGCUUGUGCCCCCAACUGCCGCCGAGGACCCAGAAGGAUACUGGGAGGGCUGAGGAACAGCCAAUGGAAAUCUCUGCUUGUGGGAGCCCUGCCUCUGCUCCCAGCUCCCCAGAGCCAGAAGGCCCAGUACCUGGAGGUGGCAGGGACGAUGAGGUUGACGACGAGCCAGUGGCAGAGCACCAUGAGGCCACAGUCCCUGAGGUCCCUCAGGAGCUGAAUCCACAGGGUGCUGACAGGCCCCAGAGGUACAUGCUGCGGGAGCGGGAGCGGGAAUCUGAGCAGGAGCCAGCUUUGGAGCCCCCGACCCGGCUGCAGGCCCCGGAUCCCUGGCAGAGCCUGGACCCCUUUGACUCCCUGGAUUCCAAGCCCUUCAAGAAAGGCAGGCCCUUCACUGUGCCCCCCUGCGUGGAGGAGGCUCCAGGGCAGAAACGCAAGAGGAAGCGCUCCAGCAAGCUGCAGGACUUCCACGAGUGGUACCUAGCUGCCUAUGCUGACCAUGCCGACAGCAGGAGGCCGAGGCGGAAGGGCCCCUCUUUCGCAGACAUGGAGGUCCUGUACUGGCGGCACGUAAAGGAGCAGCUGGAGACCCUCCAUAAGCUGCAGCGGAGGCAGGUGGGUCAGCAGUGGCUGCCGCAGGCUGAGGACCUGUGGCCUGAGGAGGAGCAGCAGUUGGAAGACCCUCUAGAGCCCCUUGGGGACGCAGAUGACUUUCUGGAGCCUGAAGACUACUUGGAGCCUGAGGGGAUGAGGCCUGGGGAAGCUGAUGACUUAGACCCUGAGGCCAGGCCACCAGCCUUGAGCUACGAGGAGCUGGUUCAAAGGAAUGUGGACCUCUUCAUCGCCACCUCCCAGAAGUUCGUGCAGGAGACGGAGCUGAGCCAGCGCAUCCGAGACUGGGAGGGCACCAUCCAGCCGCUGCUCCAGGAGCAGGAGCAGCAUGUGCCCUUCGACAUCCACACAUAUGGGGACCAGGUGGUCUCCCACUUUAGCCAGCUCAACGAGUGGUGCCCUUUUGCCAAGUUGGUGGCCGGCCAGCCUGCCUUUGAGGUGUGCCGCUCCAUGCUGGCCUCCCUGCAGCUGGCCAAUGACUACACCGUGGAGAUUACCCAGCAGCCUGGGCUGGAGGUCGCCGUGGACACCAUGUCCCUGAGGCUGCUCACACACCAACGGGCCCACACGCGCUUCCAGACCUACACAGCCCCCUCCAUGGCUCAGCCCUGACACAAGCCGUGCGAGGGAGGAGGUGUUGGCAGGGUAUGGGGCACAGGCCUUGGCUGUGCGACCUGCCCAGCCUAAUAAAGUGGUAUCGCCAUUCCAGCUGCCCACCCCA